Molecule: messenger RNA, 744 nt
Organism: Botrytis byssoidea
Lineage: Eukaryota; Fungi; Ascomycota; Leotiomycetes; Helotiales; Sclerotiniaceae
Exons: 1
Coding region: 1-744 (247 amino acids)
Source: RefSeq, a predicted model, not a curated record
AUGGUAUCAGAGAUCACAAGAAAGAAGAAUAAGCUUGGGGCAGGCUGCAUUGUAAAAUUACGCAGAAAGAAAGCCAAAAACGUUUGUGAAGGAAUUUGUUCGGAGAAUCGUUGCCCGAAUUUCUAUACUGCGUGUCUAAAUGGGUGUGGUAAUACCGCAAAAAAUUGCAAGUUGGAGAAAGGUUCUUAUGGACAUCCAGCUCUGGGUUUGGGUGUAAGAGAGAGGUACAACGUGACUUAUGUUACCUUUGUAAUUGUGAGAUCAAGGCUUCCUCAAAUCUCAUUGAACUUCUGUAGACUAACCUGGAUCAAAGAUUUCAGCACCUUUCAGGAAUUCCUGAACAAACGCGGAGAUCCUGGAGCACUCAUCCCUUGCGCCUUUGGCCCGAAAUGUCGCUGGCGACCCGAAGAAAAUAGUUAUGGAUUAAAAUAUGACGUUGAGCGCAGUGGGAUAAAUUUUAUCAAGCGUUGUUACCUCCAGCUUCAGCACAGAUACGCUCUCAAAAUUGACUCUUUCGUAACAUUCAGGCCUAAGAAUCAUCCUGGCACUAAGCAUGCUUAUGGUUUGAGAUUCACCGAAGAUUCUUAUAGCAAGAUCACGAAGAGAGUUGGACUGGAGAAAGAAAGGUUUGUUCGGACUGACGAUCUAAAAAGAGGAAGAGGUGGUGCUACAGGAACUACAAAACCUCUUGAUACAGGGUCAUUGCCUUCCGUCGAUAUUGACAAGCGUCCCUAUUGCACUUGA